CAGCGGCGGCGGUGGCGGUUGUCCCGCCCGGCCGGUUGGUGUGACCGGUCGGCGCGUGCUGCGCAGCUUCCGCGCCUCGUCUAGCCGGGCAGAGCCGAGCGUAGACCGAGACCGGAGCCCGCGCGGACAGAGGGCGGCGGCGGCGGCCAGGGCGGCCCGUGGGAGGGAGCGCGGGGCCCCGGCAGCGCCGCCGGCUCCCGGCCCUGCCGGCCUCCUCGGUCGGAGCCGCGGCCAUGGCGGCCAGCGCGAAGCGGAAGCAAGAGGAGAAGCACCUGAAGAUGCUGCGGGACAUGACGGGGCUGCCGCACAACCGCAAGUGUUUCGACUGCGACCAGCGCGGCCCCACCUACGUGAACAUGACGGUCGGCUCGUUCGUGUGCACCUCCUGCUCCGGCAGCCUGAGAGGGUUAAAUCCACCUCACAGGGUGAAAUCUAUCUCCAUGACAACAUUUACACAACAGGAAAUUGAAUUCCUGCAAAAACAUGGAAAUGAAGUCUGCAAACAGAUUUGGCUAGGAUUAUUUGAUGAUAGAUCUUCAGCAAUUCCAGACUUCAGGGAUCCACAAAAAGUGAAAGAGUUUCUACAAGAAAAAUAUGAAAAGAAAAGAUGGUAUGUUCCGCCGGAGCAAGCCAAAGUGGUGGCAUCAGUUCAUGCAUCUAUUUCAGGAUCUUCUGCCAGUAGCACAAGCAGCACCCCUGAGGUCAAGCCCCUGAAAUCUCUGUUGGGAGAUUCUGCACCAGCACUGCACUUAAAUAAGGGCACACCUAGUCAGUCCCCAGUUGUAGGUCGCUCUCAAGGGCAGCAGCAGGAGAAGAAGCAAUUUGACCUUUUGAGUGAUCUUGGCUCAGACAUCUUUGCUGCUCCAGCUCCUCAGUCAACAGCUACAGCCAAUUUUGCUAACUUUGCACAUUUUAACAGUCAUGCAGCUCAGAAUUCUGCAAAUGCAGAUUUUGCAAACUUUGAUGCAUUUGGACAGUCUAGUGGUUCGAGUAAUUUUGGAGGUUUCCCCACAGCAAGUCACUCUCCUUUUCAGCCCCAAACUACAGGUGGAAGUGCUGGAUCAGUAAAUGCUAAUUUUGCUCAUUUUGAUAACUUCCCCAAAUCCUCCAGUGCUGAUUUUGGAACCUUCAGUACAUCCCAGAGUCAUCAGACAGCAUCAACUGUUAGUAAAGUUUCAACAAACAAAGCUGGUUUACAGACAGCAGACAAAUAUGCGGCACUUGCUAAUUUAGACAAUAUCUUCAGUGCUGGGCAAGGAGGUGAUCCAGGGAGUGGUUUUGGGACCACGGGUAAAGCUCCUGUUGGUUCUGUGGUUUCAGUUCCCAGUCAUUCAAGUGCAUCUUCAGACAAGUAUGCAGCCUUGGCAGAGUUAGACAGCGUGUUCAGUUCUGCAGCCACCUCCAGUAAUGCGUACACGUCCACCAGUAAUGCUAGCAGCAGUGUCUUUGGAACAGUGCCUGUGGGUGCCUCUGCUCAGACACAACCUGCUUCAAGUGGGCCUGCUCCAUUUGGGGCUACGCCUUCUACGAAUCCAUUUGUUGCUGCUACUGGCCCUUCUGCGGCAUCGUCUACAAACCCAUUUCAGACCAAUGCCAGAGGAGCAACAGCGGCAACCUUUGGCACUGCAUCUAUGAGUAUGCCAGCAGGAUUUGGCACUCCUGCCCAGUAUAGCCUCCCCACCAGCUUCAGUGGCAGUUUCCAGCAGCCUGCCUUCCCAGCCCAAGCAGCUUUCCCUCAGCAGACAGCUUUUUCUCAACAGCCCAAUGGUGCAGGUUUCGCCACAUUUGGACAAACAAAACCAGUGGUAACACCUUUUGGUCAGGUAGCAGCUGCUGGAGUGUCUAGUAAUCCUUUUAUGACUGGUGCACCAACAGGACAAUUUCCAACAGGAAGCUCAUCAACCAAUCCUUUCUUAUAGCCUUAUAUAGACACUGUACUGGAAAGAACUUUUAUGUGAUCAUAUUACAUCUCUUCGCCUCUUGCACUGUUGUCUUGUUUCACUGAUCUUAGCUUUAAACAUGAGAGAAGUCUUUACAAUGCCUGCAUUGUGUAUUAAACACCAGGUAAUAUGUGCAAAACAGAGGGCUCAGCAACAGCUUUUCACUUGUGAAUUGGCAGGAAAAGGUAGCGGCAUCAUGUAAGUUAAAAAUUGGCUAAUGUUAAGUUAUUGCAGAUCCUACAUUCAUUAUGCUGCAGUACUGUACAUAUUUUUCUUAGAAAUUAGCUAUUUGUGCAUAUCAGUAUUUGUAACUUUAACACAUUGUUAUGUGAGAAAUGUUACUGGGGAAAUAGAUCAGCGACUUUUAAGGUGCUGUCAUAUAGCUUGGAAUGAAUGAUUAAAAUCAUUUGAAGCAUUGCUUCUGGAAAAUUUAAAUCGGAAGGUUUUAUUCAUUCUUGAAUGCUUCCUUCUAAAGAGCUCUUCUAUUCACACAUGGCUAAGUUCUUUACAGAUGUGGAGGACACCUGUCUGCGGAUAAAGCUGAUCAUGUUUUGCUACAGUUUGCAGGUGAACAAAAUAAAUAUUAGAAAAUAUGCUAUUGUUUUUGUGUUCUUGCUGCAAUGCCUUUACCAAAGUGGCCUUAAAUAAUGAGUAGUGAGUUGAGAACAUCUUGAACUCUUAAAGACUUCUAGUGACUAACUUUUUUUUAAAAGGCCAUGUAGGAAAUUUAUUAAAACUGCUAGGACUGCUAUAUUCAGGAAUGUGACAGUGGAAAAGCAUUUAAAUGUAGCUUGUCGGAUUCACCAUGCUACUCCUAAUUUCUCUGCAACUUAUUAAUUUUGUGAAAUUUGUAAAUAUGGAGAAUUUGCAUGUAUGUGUAUUUACAAAUAUUUUUUAAAGAUCUUGAAUUCUCAGACUGCAAAAGGCCUACUUUACCUAUUUUUUCCCCUCUGUUUUCAUUGUCUUUGAAUGUAUUGGAAGCAGACAUGCAUUGACUGUGACAUGGUUGCACCUGAGGUUUCCCCCCUCGUUUUCUGGACAGACUGAUACUAUCUAUCAAACAUUUGUUUGUGUUUGUUUUGGGGAUAAAGAAAAAGGAACCGAGUGUUACCUUAAAGUGAUGAAAUAACUUGUGUAAAAAGGUAGCAAUACUAAUUUUAGUUUAUCUUUUUGUUAAUAUUCAAAUGAACUGUUUAAAUAUUUAUAUGUAGUAAUGCCUCAUUCAUCCCUCGAUAAUCUGGCCCUUUCAUCAAAACCAAAUACAACUAAGAAUUGAAAUGAUUAAAAAAAUCUUUGAACAAUA
Messenger RNA from Grammomys surdaster, 3243 nucleotides. It is a transcript of the gene Agfg1, whose product is annotated as ArfGAP with FG repeats 1. The transcript is spliced from 13 exons. Gene Ontology annotation, molecular function: GTPase activator activity. The coding region runs from base 234 to 1919 and encodes 561 amino acids. The record is from RefSeq and is a predicted model, not a curated record. Gene Ontology annotation, cellular component: cytoplasmic vesicle. Lineage: Eukaryota; Metazoa; Chordata; Mammalia; Rodentia; Muridae.